CUAGUUCACUUGUAGAACCACCCCAUCUAAACUCAUUUUCUAGAGUCUGAAAAAACUGUAUUUUCAUCCAAAAUGGGUUCUAAGGCAGUUGCAAGAAUGGCUCUUCUUCUCUCACUUAACCUUCUCUUUUUUACUCUAGUUAGCUCAAAGCAUCAUCACCAUGAUGUCCCUUGCCCACCACCACCACCACCAAAGACACCAAAAUGCCCACCACCGUCAUCUCCUACGCCUACCCCUCCUACGCCAACCCCUAGUACCGGUACUUGUCCAAAACAUGCCUUAAAACUAGGAGUAUGUGCUAAUUUAUUGAAUGAUUUGCUUCAUCUAGUAAUAGGAACUCCGCCAAAGGAGCCAUGCUGCUCUCUCAUUAAAGGUCUUGCCGACCUUGAAGCUGCAGUUUGCCUUUGCACCGCCCUUAAGGCCAAUCUUCUCGGCAUUAAUCUUAACGUCCCAAUCUCCCUGAGCUUGCUCUUGAAUUACUGCGGAAAGGGUGUUCCUGCAGGAUUCCAAUGCUCCUAGAGGGUCAAACUUUCUACUUUCUAGUGUCUGAUUUCAAUCUCCGGUUGAUUUUCCUUUUCUGCUUUUAUAUGUUUGUUUGGACUAUUUUUCAUUUGGCCUUAAGAUUAUGCUUCGAAUUAUAUGAAAAGAUUGGAAUAUGUACUAUUGUCAUGUAAUAGAAUGUCUGUUUCUUGUCCAAUAAUGUCUUAGAUGGGAUGGUUUGAUUUUGUCUGCAACUUGUAUGAUAUGUAAAAGCUUAUAAGAUGGAGUGUUGCUUAAUGUUUAAUAAUUUUAUCCUUAAUGAAGUUAUGGCAAGUCCAGUUCUAUAUCAA
This is a messenger RNA of Mercurialis annua (annual mercury), 830 nucleotides long. Its product is annotated as 14 kDa proline-rich protein DC2.15-like. The transcript has a single exon. NCBI's taxonomy places the organism in Eukaryota, Viridiplantae, Streptophyta, Magnoliopsida, Malpighiales, Euphorbiaceae. The record is from RefSeq and is a predicted model, not a curated record. Bases 73 to 519 code for a protein of 148 amino acids.